Cucurbita maxima (winter squash) is the source of this 2873-nucleotide messenger RNA. Its product is annotated as probable membrane-associated kinase regulator 4. Gene Ontology annotation, molecular function: kinase inhibitor activity. The record is from RefSeq and is a predicted model, not a curated record. Gene Ontology annotation, cellular component: plasma membrane. NCBI's taxonomy places the organism in Eukaryota, Viridiplantae, Streptophyta, Magnoliopsida, Cucurbitales, Cucurbitaceae. The transcript has a single exon. The coding region runs from base 193 to 1239 and encodes 348 amino acids.
UGGGUCAAUGCUGGUCCAAGCAGAGUGGCUCCAAUUCUGUUCUAAUUUCCUAUUUGAAUGCAUAGUUUAUUCUCUAUAGACCUGAUAUAAAGUCAAGCAUCCUCAGUUGUAAAGGUGCUCCUACCCUUGAAUCACCAGAUAAAGCACGGUUUCAUAUAAGCAAUUCCAGAGAGAGAGAGGGACUUACUAGAUAUGGCUUUUGACAUCCCAUCUUCUGAUCCAUCAGAUGAUGACUAUAUAGACAUGGAAAUUGGUUCAUACACCAACUUUCUCUGCGACUCCAAAAGCUCUCCGCGCCAAUCCAGGGAGUUCGAGUUUCAAAUGUCUAUGAAUUCUCGGGGGAGAGAGCCGACGACUUCUCCAGCUGAUGAGCUCUUCUACAAUGGGAAGCUUCUUCCCCUUCAUCAUCCCCCACGCCUGCAAAUGGUAGAGAAACUCUGGCAGAAGUCUAGUUCUGAUUAUGAUUUCAGAAAAGACACUUUUGAGGAAUUCAGCACUCCGUUAACCACUUCUAUCAAUACACCUACAGCAACAAGUACUCCUUUUGAUUCUUGCAACAUUUCUCCUUCCGAGUCCUUUCGGAUUAGUAGGGAACUUAACUCAGAUGAAUAUUUUCUAGAGUAUUCAGCGGAUGCGAGCUAUUUGAAUGGUGAAAGCUCAAAAAAGUCCUGGACUAAAAAGCUUAAACGUUCUACACUUGGUCUUAAGUUGAAAGCUUCCAGGACUUACAUCAAAUCUUUGUUUACCAAAACAGGUUGCUCAGAUGAGUCCUGUGCAGUAGCUGCAAAGAUUGCAGAUGAAGGAUCAGCUUCAAAAGCCAAUGAAUGUUCAAAAAAGGGCGCCAAAGUGGAAAAGAGAAAGCCCUUUGGACCAAUUUCAAGCUCCAUCUCCAAUUCCAACAAAGACAAAGGCAAUACGGAAAGCAGCAGUAGCAAUAGAAGAUCAUUCUCAUUGGUCAUUAAGAGGCAACCAAACAUCAAACCAUCUUCUGCAUCAUUAAAUCCCACUUCCUCUUCAUGUCCAAACAAUUCGAGCGGGUAUUACCUGAAGAGAUGUGGCAGUGUGAAUUCAGAGAUUGAGAACUCAAUUCAGGGUGCAAUUGCACACUGCAAGCAGUCUCAAUCUCAGCAACCAUUGCGUUCAAGGAAGACAGUUAGUGAAGUUGGAAUUUACUUAUUAUCAUCCUCCAGCCUUACAGUUUCUGAUGAUCAGGAAAAACCAGAACUUUGCAGGGGCUGAUAAAGACUGAUAGAGAUCAAGAAAGUACAGACAUAAUAUAUUAAUGACAUCUUCUUCUUCUUGCAAGAUUCCUAUCUUGGGUAUGCUAUAAGUCAACGCAAAAUGUUGUUCAUGGCUAUCUGUAAUUUGUACUGUCGAGUACAAUAUGUAGAACUGUGUGAAAAUGCAACAUAAUGUCAGUCUUAACCAAUUUCAGUAACUAUUUCCGACCUUUUUAUUAGAUAUGUCCAAAUCUCCAAUAAAUAAGGACCAAAGUCGUCCUUCUAUGUAAUCAACCAAAUCCAUAAAGCUGGCUAUACAUUGAAGAAAGCCCCUGCUUAUCGCACUCAUGAGGGCAAAAAUUUCCAUUGUGUAGGAAACCAUCAUUGCUUUGGGGACGCUUUUAUGUUAGGUAUCGUAAAUUAGGUAAUGUGCUUGAAAUUGUGAAGUCCAGAAUUGGAAUGCCUGCACUUAGAAUAUACACAGGCUUAGUUCUCAUAAAUCCAGAUCACCGAAGAAAAUCCUACAUUAUUCAUUCUCGUGCAAUGUAAUGUAGAAUCUCAUGCACUCUCCAUUAAUCUAGCUCAAAUUCACACAACAAAUUGACCUGAAAACUUCAUUAUUCUCUAGAUAUCGUCGAGCAAUCGCGAAUUCGACCUAAUCAAUUCAUCGAGUUUCAAUUAGUAAGGCGCAAACUACACUAUCCAGAAACUAAACUAGAAGACGGCAAUGCAUGCUACUUUCUUCUCGAUCAACAGACCGUAGAGUGGAGGCUCAAAGUUCAAGUAAUCGGAAAAAUCGUCAUAUUUUCUAAAGAAAAUCUUUCGAUAAUCAACAAACUUACAGUUAUCUAAUCAUAGAAAAAGAAACAAUCAGGCCUCCGAACAACUAGUUAUCUGCCUCCCAAAAUUAGAGCAGCGACGAUACGCUUUGAGAAAUCGAAUAUGGAAAAAGGAAAAGAAAAGACUAACCUGAAGCAAGCGCCGUGUUCACAGCCAUGAAAAUGCAUCACGCACUAUCUAGUGUAUCGCAAAUUAAUUGUAUAAUGUGUUGUAGAUGAAAAUGCAUCACGCACUAAGAGAUAUGAGUUCCGGAUUCCCGUUCUAACACGUAGAGCCAAAAACGGAAACUAGAUUCAAAUUAUAGAACCAUAUUAAAAAUCUAAAGAUUCCACUACAAUUUAGUCCAAUUCCUUAAUUAAUUUGUGACAAAUUUUGUAUUAUUUCUGUAGAUUACGUACAUGACUUCCUAAAAUUAUUUUUCUUAGUGUUGCAAUUCCUUUCUCUCUUCUAUCCCUCCAUGAAGCAUACGGCGGAUGCUGAGAGCAGAGAAUCGGAGGCGUCCACGAGGCGGACUCGCGGGUGGCCUGGUGGAGAAUUUGAUCACACCGAGAAGGGACAAAAUUACGGGGGCGUUCUGUAAGGAAUAAAACUCAAGGGUGUCGGAGCAGUAUUGUCCCACAUCGGUAAUCUCUGCGUGUUCGAGCAUUCCCAGAGGUAUAAAAGGAACCAGCCAGUGGAGGGACAAAUCACGGAGCCGUGCGGUGAGCACAGAGCGAACUAUUCUUUCGCCUUUUACUAAAGAAUACCGUGUGCUCGCCGCUCCAAGCGGCAUACGCCUAUUUUUGGAGGGUCCAUCCUUUGGGGUGGUCCCUA